Molecule: messenger RNA, 1690 nt
Organism: Alnus glutinosa
Lineage: Eukaryota; Viridiplantae; Streptophyta; Magnoliopsida; Fagales; Betulaceae
Product: membrane-associated kinase regulator 5
Exons: 3
Coding region: 339-1421 (360 amino acids)
Cellular component (GO): plasma membrane
Source: RefSeq, a predicted model, not a curated record
CACUCUCUCUCCUUUGAAAGAACAGUCUCGCAUGCUCGCCCGUUGAAACCCACGUAAGCAAUUCAAUGUAAAAACACAACCAAAACUAAAAAUCAAUAAACAAAAAGCAACCUCUCUCUCUUCAAAAAGCAAAAGAAAAGCCUACGUUAUUCUCUGCUUCCCAAUGCUUGCAAACACAACCAUAAAACGAAGCGAAAAUUAGGCAGAGCUCUCUAAUUUCACUCAUUACCGCUCACGCUCUCUCCCUCUCUAUCCCUCUCCCUCUCCCUCUCCCUCUCAAGUCUAAACCCCUUUAUAAAACCCUAAAAUAACCCAAACCCAUUUCUCAGAUCACAGCCAUGGAAGCUCUCAACUUCCUGAAGUUCUGGAGAACCACCAACACCUACCCCUUCAUCAUCAACGGAGCUCCUCAUCCUCUAAAGGAAAAAGAGGAUGAACUUGCAGAAGAAGAAGAAGACUCUUUCUUCGACUUGGAGCUCACUGUUUUCGAUUUUGACGGUAAGAAAGUCAAAAGCAACGACGACCCAGAAACCAACAAUGUCAAAGAAAACAAAACCAGGCUUGAUUCCAAGGAACACCACCACAACAACUCGGCCAAAAAAGCAGGCCUCGGUUUCUCGGAGCCAACCCUUUCUCUGUCUCCUAAUGAUCCUAUUUCCAGAAGAAAAAUCCUCCCAAUUGAGCCCACCUCUAAGCCUCAGUCCCCGAUCGCUCUGCUGAAAUCAGCUCCAAGAUUUCAAGUCCUCAUGUUUAAGAAGCCAAAGUCAAAGACGGUGGCAACUCCAAAAACAGAGUCCAAAACCGCUUCCAUGGAUAUCCAGGAGCAGAAAAGAGAAGAAAGCAAGGCCUUCUUCACGGUGAAACUCAAGGUUGAAGAAGCUCCGAGAAACUCACUAUUCACCAGAGGAAACAGUUUGAGAAAAACAGAAAGCAAAAUACAAGACCACCAGCCCUCAGAGGACUCAAAAGCAGAGCGAUUCUCAAAGGAAGUGAUACAAAAAUACUUGAACCUAAUCAAACCUCUAUACGUCAAGGUCUCAAAAAGGUACAGCGAAAAGAUAAAGUUCUCCGAAGAGUUAUCGGUGGCUUCACCUACGUCGUCUCCGGCCACAGUGGCGUUGCCUAAGAAGAAGAAGCACUUGAGGAAAAGCAAAUCCGCGUCGGCUGCGAUCGGAGCUGCACAGCCGGUGAAUAGGAGAGACGAUUCGCUGUUGCAACAGGAUGAUGGGAUUCAAAGCGCCAUUCUUCAUUGCAAGAAAUCCUUCAACUCUUCUAGAGGUUCUACUUCAUUAACGAUUUCUAUUAGCGAUUCGUUGCAUGAGAAAUCAAGAAAUUCAUUCUCUACAGAUUCUUCUUUGCUGUCGCGAUUUGCAAGCGAACCUUCUGAAGAGAAAUCGGUAACAACAUGCAUCGAGGAGUAAGGCAAUGCAGUUGGCAUUUGAGAGAAAACACGUGAGAUGGUUUUUUUUUCUGUGAAAUGGAAACAGGAGGAAACUGAACAGGGGACUCUGUUCUUGUGUUUUGUUGUAAAGAAGAAAGAGGAAGAAUCGGAGAGAGGAAGAUAGCGUAGGAAUUUGUUUUGUUCUAGUUUUUUCAAUGUUUAGGAUGAUGACCAGCGGGUGUCGUACACUCACUUGGUGUUGUCUGUAAAGUGAUGGGGUCAUUAUGAAGAGAUUGAAAGAAUUCCUUA